UCCACAGAUCGAUACAAAGCACAAAAACAACUGACAACAUCACUAAGUACACAAAGUACAUAUCUGAGUGUACUCGCAGUUACUAUAACGUAGACAGCUAAAAGAUGGCUACAGUAAUUGAGAUAGACGAACAACGAUCAGUUGAAAGAAAGGAGGUUCCGAAUGGCAAGAAGUUCCACGUGUUUAUAUCCUACAGCGAAAGUGACAGAUUGUGGGUCAGAACAGUAAUACAACACUUACAAAAUGAAUUUUAAAUGUUUCGAACAUUCAGCGGAUUUUAUUCCAGGAAUGAAAAUAACGGAAAAUAUAGAAUAUGCUAUGAUCAACUCGGCGAAAACAGUGUUUAUUUUAACACAGGAGUAUAAUAAGAGUUACUGGUGUCAAUAUGAAGUAGAAUUCGCUAUAUUGAAGUUGUUAGCUGAAAUGAAAGAAAAUGUCAUAAUUCCUGUAUUAAAGGAGGAAUGUGAGAUACCUGGCUAUCUGCGACCGUUUACCUACAUAAACGGCAUGGGAGAUAUGAAUGUCUGGCUUCCUAAGCUUGCAUUAGCCAUUGAAGCGGAAGGGCAAGAAUAUAACCACGAAUUGUCAUUAAAUCGGGUGAGAGAUGCAGUGAACCGAAAUAGGAACCUAGAUCUUCUUCAUCAGGAGAAAAGUCAUUUCAGUUGUAGAGGACCGGUUUUCAGGUGGAAGUAUGUCCCAGAAUCACUAAGUAUACCACCAAUGAAGGUUAGCUCUGAGCUGUAUAACGCUAUCAUCAAGACAAUUUCCUCAAAACAUCUGGUACUUGGAAGGCAUUGCAGAAAUAUCUGGUGGCCUGUGAUCUGCUGCGUAUUAACCAUUGUCCUCCCUUCAUUAGCUAUUGGAAUUGUAUUGUGUUUUGGAGACAUCGGUGAUAAAAAUAUGAAGAUAAUGAUAAUUUCUAUCAUGUUUUUAAUCCCUGCUGUAGCAUUGCUGUGGUUGGCUGGGUGUGGCUGUUCGGAAUAUUGGGGGCGACUUGAGAUGAAACACACUUUGCUUGAGGUUAACAGAAGACUUUUACCAAAUAAGGUCAUGGUUACUUAUAAAAGACAAAGAUUGACUGCUAAUUUUACUAUUUUUUUUCUAUUUUUUGACAUGACAUCAUGUGUAAAUCACAUGGCGUCAGAACUACAUAACAAAAGAAUCCGAGAGAGUCAAAACCGUGAAAUGGUAGUUCUUAAUAUGAAUGACGAUGAUGAUGAAGCACUAUUAGAUGAUAUAACUGGGGAUUCAGUUACAUGUGAUGAACAGGAGACGGUAACAAAUUACCUAUUGGACUUAUCUAGUGCCUACCUCAAGGACUAUAUGAAUGAAAAACUAGAACAUGCUGGUGACAAUAAUAGGCAUGCAACAAAAGCAAAAUGUAUUUGUCAAUUUGCUGAGUCACUUGAAUUUAAAAAAAAUGCAGAUCGUGUUAGGUCGGAGAACUUUUAACAUAUAUUUUUUUGUUCAUGAAAAAUGUUUUGUAAGAUAUAUGAUUAUAAUAUUAUUUAACUUACAUAUGUCCUAGUAAUUGUGACUUCAACAGCAAGCCAUGAGCAUUAUAGCAUUGUUUUAUAUCUUUAUAUUUGUUAAACUAAUCAAGGGUCAUUGAUUUGAUCCAUCAAACAACUCAGUUUAGUACGAAUUGUAUCCAUUCGGAAUAAAUAACUGUUCAAAAUUUUAAAUUAGAGGUUUCCCGAGUGGUAGAACCUGUUUUUCAAAUGUUUUAAAGGGAAAUGCUGAUUGCAAUGUUCCGAAUGGAUAUGACGUGAAAUUACAAGAGAGGAGUGUCUCUUACAUGUGUUUUAUCACAGUUUAUUCAACCGAAAGAAAUAUAUACAGGGAAUUAAUAAAACAAUAUAGAGGA
Molecule: messenger RNA, 1867 nt
Organism: Mytilus californianus (California mussel)
Lineage: Eukaryota; Metazoa; Mollusca; Bivalvia; Mytilida; Mytilidae
Exons: 9
Coding region: 244-1452 (402 amino acids)
Biological process (GO): immune response; toll-like receptor signaling pathway
Cellular component (GO): membrane
Molecular function (GO): transmembrane signaling receptor activity
Source: RefSeq, a predicted model, not a curated record